Messenger RNA from Erigeron canadensis, 1376 nucleotides. RefSeq names its product elongation factor 1-alpha. Gene Ontology annotation, molecular function: GTP binding; translation elongation factor activity; GTPase activity. The transcript has 2 exons. The record is from RefSeq and is a predicted model, not a curated record. Lineage: Eukaryota; Viridiplantae; Streptophyta; Magnoliopsida; Asterales; Asteraceae. The coding region runs from base 1 to 1344 and encodes 447 amino acids. Gene Ontology annotation, biological process: translation; translational elongation.
AUGGGAAAGGAAAAGGCUCACAUCAACAUUGUGGUCAUUGGCCAUGUCGAUUCUGGCAAGUCAACAACCACUGGUCACUUGAUCUACAAGCUGGGCGGAAUUGACAAGCGUGUGAUUGAAAGGUUUGAGAAAGAGGCUGCUGAGAUGAACAAGCGUUCAUUCAAGUAUGCUUGGGUGUUGGACAAGCUCAAGGCAGAGCGUGAACGUGGUAUCACUAUUGACAUUGCAUUGUGGAAGUUUGAGACCACUCGCUAUUACUGCACUGUCAUUGAUGCUCCUGGGCAUCGUGACUUUAUCAAGAACAUGAUCACUGGAACCUCCCAGGCUGACUGUGCCAUUCUCAUCAUUGACUCAACAACUGGUGGUUUUGAAGCUGGAAUUUCAAAGGAUGGGCAGACUCGUGAACACGCUUUGCUUGCAUUCACACUUGGUGUCAAGCAAAUGAUCUGCUGUUGCAACAAGAUGGAUGCUACUACACCCAAAUAUUCGAAAUCUAGGUUUGACGAAAUUGUCAAGGAAGUGUCUUCUUACCUCAAGAAGGUUGGAUACAACCCUGAGAAGAUCCCAUUUGUCCCAAUUUCUGGUUUUGAGGGCGAUAACAUGAUCGAGAGGUCAACUAACCUUGACUGGUACAAGGGUCCAACUCUGCUUGAAGCCCUUGACCAGAUCAAUGAGCCAAAAAGACCUUCAGACAAGCCUCUCCGUCUUCCACUUCAGGAUGUCUACAAGAUUGGUGGGAUUGGAACUGUGCCAGUAGGUCGUGUUGAAACUGGAGUGAUCAAGCCAGGUAUGGUGGUUACUUUUGGCCCAAGUGGUUUGACAACUGAAGUCAAAUCUGUAGAGAUGCACCAUGAAGCACUGCUCGAGGCAUUGCCAGGAGACAAUGUUGGUUUCAAUGUUAAGAAUGUUGCUGUGAAAGAUCUUAAGCGUGGAUACGUUGCCUCAAACUCUAAAGAAGAUCCUGCAAAGGGUGCUGCUAGUUUUACUUCUCAGGUUAUCAUCAUGAACCACCCGGGUCAGAUUGGUAAUGGGUAUGCACCAGUUCUUGAUUGUCAUACCUCACACAUUGCUGUCAAAUUUGCUGAGUUGUUGACCAAGAUUGAUCGGAGGUCUGGUAAAGAGCUGGAGAAGGAACCUAAGUUCCUGAAAAAUGGUGAUGCUGGAAUGGUGAAGAUGCUUCCAACAAAGCCAAUGGUGGUUGAGACUUUCUCUGAGUAUCCUCCAUUGGGUCGGUUUGCAGUGAGGGACAUGAGGCAGACUGUUGCUGUGGGUGUCAUCAAAAGCGUGGAUAAGAAGGAUCCAACUGGUGCCAAGAUCACCAAAGCUGCAGCCAAGAAGAAAUGAACGGUGGUUUGUUUUAUCAAUAAUUUGAAACU